CUUUCAUUUUCCUUCUUCUCAACAUCACUUGCUAAUUCAUCAACUAUCUUUCCCCCCCCCCCACAAACCACAGACUGGGUUACUAAGCGUUUUUUAUCAUGAAGGUGCUUCUCAAUAUCUCGUUGGCCGCCCUCUUGGCCACCUCUUCUUUGAUCGACGCGCUUACGCUGGACCAGUUUCUUGUCAAUCCCAAGGUCAAGUCACUGGCACCACAUUUGCUCGAAGAGAUCAACUCUCAAGGUGCCGAGUCCCUCACUACUAAUCAACAGGACCAUACUAGCCAUACUAAGGAAAAUAAGCUUCCACUUCUCAACGGUAUUAUCGAGGCUGUCUCACGCAAUAUUUUCUAUGGUGCUGACGCUGACUGGUCCAGGCUUGAGGAAGCCAAGCUCAAGGUUAUCCAGGAGCAUGGUCCCGAAGCUCUUAAAGCCGCAGCAAAUCUGACCGAGAUUGAUGCUCAAUGUGCCUCUCUCAUCGUCAGCAGUAUUUACGAUACGGUCAUUAAUUUACCUCCUCCUUCUAAGAGAACUCGUGAUGAAGGGGCCGAAAAAGACGAGGGACAAAACACUCAACAGAAGGGACAGGAAAACGAAAAGAGCCAGAACGAGGAGUCUACGAAAGAUAAAGAUGACUUCAGAGAGAAUGAAAAUAGUAAUGUAGGCCCCAAUUCAUCGCCCCUCUGGGAUGUCCUUGGCUUUGGCUUGAUUAAAUCAUCAAACGCAGUCAGGAUGGCCAAGAGCAUUAUCUCUCCUUCACGUGUUUGUGAGACAACCAAUACAGCCUACCUUAAAGGUGUUGAUGAUAUCGUUUACUACAGUAGCUUGACCCAUGGUCUUGCCGCGAGUGCUCUUGCCUCGGCUCCAUCAGAUUCAGCUAUCAAAUCUUUGGAUACACAAACCAUCGUCAAUGCAGUUGGCAAACUUGCAAUCGAGAUUCAGAUGGCACAAAGUGUCGCACGCUUGGUUAAACUCAACCCUGCUGAUCCUCAAGUCCGCACCAUCAUUUACCUGGCCCUUACAGCUGAAAACUCUGGCUCACCUUCUGCCCAAAACGCGCGAGAUAUCAAUAACCUUGUCUAUAACGGCCUCGGAAAUGACAUCCCUGAGGAAAUCCUUUACUCACUUAAUGGCCGAGCCGCCCUUUCGCUCAUCGCAAAUGGUACCGGUCGUAGUGGAUACGGCUCUACAUCUCUCAGUAGCAUUCCAGUCGUCCGAAGCUUCUUUACCUUCAGCUCUGAGGUAUUGACUGCUAAUGGUGUUGGUGACAUUCUCAAGUAUGUCUUCUGUCCAGAGACUAUUCGUGAGGCAGGGCGCACCAAAGUUGAAGUUGUUGACGACAUUAAGGAGGGAGCAGAGGAAGCUGCAAAAAAGGGAUCAAAGGCCGCACAAAAGGCUUUCAACAUCCCUGAGGGGGCAGCCAAGAACGUAGCGGAGGAUGCGAAGGCAAAGAGCCAAGAGACCAAGGAGAAUAUCAACAAAGCAGCGAAAAACGUGGCUCAAGAGGCCAAAUAUAGUGGUGAGAACAUCAAAAACAAGAUUGAAUAUGCUGCUGAAAACAUUCGAGCCAAGGUUGUAUCUAGUACAGAAAAAGUCAAUGCAGCAGGAGAGCAAUUUGCAGAGAGUGUUCACGAUACUGCCCAUGACGCCAAAAAAAAUGUUAAGGGCGCCGUUGGUGACAUCAAGGGAAAGGCAGUCGAAGAAGAAGAGGCGGCAAAAAAAUUGGCAAGCGAAGCAGCUAAGAAAGUUGCAGACCAGGUGGAGAAAAAAGCUCAACGAGUUGCAGACAAAGCUGAUGAGGUUAAGCAGGAGCUCUAAAGAAAAUGAUAUGCUUUUUGCUUGAUUCCCCUCUUUAGUGUCAAUACAAUGCGAUUAUUUUCAUUUUUUUUACCUUUACUUCGUACCCCCCAGGUCUACACUCUUGCACAACAUGCUCACUUCACUUGUGUAGAAAGGACGGCACUCGUAAUAAAAUUAAAAUUUGGAACAUGC
Molecule: messenger RNA, 1988 nt
Organism: Lobosporangium transversale
Lineage: Eukaryota; Fungi; Mortierellomycota; Mortierellomycetes; Mortierellales; Mortierellaceae
Exons: 1
Coding region: 99-1814 (571 amino acids)
Source: RefSeq, a predicted model, not a curated record